AUGUCUGCAGGCGUCGAGGAAGCAGACCUGUUCGAGAGUGGAGAUGAGACCAGCAACGACAGCGAGGAUGACGAGGUGAUAGAAAAGAUGAACCCGAGGCAGGUAAGGUCGGCCCUGCGGAAGCGCGGCAUUGCCAUGCAGCGCCCGCGGCCCCUGGCGCAGAUGCGUGAGCUGCUGCGGGACUCGAUCGAAAGGGAGAAGCGGAGGAGAGCAGAGGUCGAGCGCGAACGAGCCCAGCUCGAGAAGGAACAGCGCGAAGAAGAAGCAGAAGGAGAAGCAGAAGAAGAAGCAGGGCACGAGCGAGCGGCCAAGCGCAGGAGGAAGACGCGCCAGAGCGAGGAAGACGAAACCGAAGACGAAGACGAAACCGACGACGAAGACGAAGACGAAGAGGACGAAGAGAACAGGGAUGAGAAACAAGAUGAAGCUUCUGCUGUGAAGAAGGAGGCGAGGAGAGAAAAAGAUACCUACCCUUUCGACCUCAUGCAAUCAGAACUGGCAGAGGCCCUGAAGCAAAGGAACUUGUCGCGAUUGGGGACGAAGAAGCAGCUGCUUACGCGUCUCGUUGUGGCGCUGCUCACGACGGGCGAGCUCACCGAGAGGCAGAUGAAGGAGCGUUCCCGCCUCGUAUCGCAGCGGAAGGAGGAGGCCCACCGGAAGCGCCGCGAGGCUUACCUCGAUCGCGACGCGCACCGACAGCGAAGGCGCCGAGCGGCCAUGCAAAAGGCGAAUAGCGAAAGCGAAGACGGAGGCGAAAGCGAAAGAGCGAAGAGUGUCGAUAGCGUCAACGCCGUCAACAACAUCGCCAGCGAGGCGUCGGCGGCGACGAUCGCGCCCAAGCUCGGGCCAAGUCGGGUCGUGGAACCGUCCGUCAAGCUACAGCGCGAGAAGCUGAUGCUCGAGGAGGUGGCGGAGGAGGUCAGCAGCGUCGAGCGAGCCGCGCGGGAGAAGGCGGAGGCGAGGCGCAAGAAGCGGGAGGAGGUGGCCAAGCGCAAGCGCGAGCGGGAGGCCAUCAUGAACAAGCGGGACGAGCUGCAGGCGCUCAAGAAGCAGAAGCUCGAGGAGAAGCGGAUGAAGGUCUUCACCGACCGGCUGCGCGAGAAGGAGAACAUGCUCUACCUCCCAAUCGAGGCCCUCCACAAGAUGCGACCGAAGAACACCAGCCUCACCUACCGAAAGCAGGAAAUGAUUGAUCGCAUCAUGGGCCUCACGGGCGAGAAGAGGAGGAAGGAGGAGUGGACGGAGGCCAACGAGGCCGAAGUCGUCCGCGCGCUCGUGGCGGAGGGCGGAACGCUUGCCUUGGGCAAACUCAAGCGCCGCUUUGGGCAAUUCCACGCCGAUCGCCUGCAGAGUAUCAUGGCCCAAGUCGCCGCUCUAAAAGAGGAAGAGGCCGACGAAGCCGACGAAGCGGACGAUCAGCCAGCGCCACCGCAACCCACGCCACGACGACGACGUGUCGCAGUUCCCAAGCCUCAAUCGCCCGACGAGCAACUCGAGGUGACCCUGCAGCCCGUCUCCCUCGACGAACUUCUCGACUACCGGUCGUUGCUCGAAUCGUUUCCUACGGAGCUGCCCAAGAAGGAGGAGCAGCUCGAAUCGCUCCUCUUCGGCGCGCCCGAUGUACUCUCCAUGCGCGCAGCCAACAUGUUUUGGCCGGACGACGGCGGUGACGUGGAGUGGGAUCUCUGCGACCAGGCCCACUACAUGGACGACCACGAAUACGCCGACCCAGCCCUCUCCAUACCUUUUUCCUCUCCAUCCUCUCCUUCAUCUUCAUCUUCAUCUUCAUCUUCAACAUCAUCGUCGUCGUCAUCAUCAUCUUCGUCGUCGAGUGUGGCCACGAGCGAACUGCCGCUGCGCGUGUUCCUCGAACAGCUCCACCGGCAGUCGCAAGAGAUGGUGGCCAAGGCCCAGGGCUUCCUGGGCCAGUUCUUGCAGGUCAUGGAGCACGAGGAGGCCAAGCGCAGGGCAGUGCGGGAGAGUAGCCCGACCAGCCGCCAGAAGACCCGCGAGAGGCAGGCGCGACUCGCCUCAGCCAUCGGCGAACAGCGCAAGGCCACCGGCGGAGACACCGACACACACCUCGACGCCCCGCCAGCCGAGGCCGCCGCCGAAGUGGUCGCUGAGCCACCGGAGAGCGCGGGCAGCGUCGAUCGCGACGCGGGCGACGACGCCAGCGAGACCCAGGCGUCGUCGUGCGGCGGCGAGCACCUCUCGGUCCACCCCACGGCCAAGCAGGAGCAGCAGGCGCUGCGAUGGUGGGAGGCGCGCCAGGUCCUGUACGACCCACUGGAGCAGAUCAACUGGCGCACCGUCGCCAAUCUCGGCUUCAAGUACGCCGACGACCUGGACUUGCCCGACGAAGUGUUCCAGCGGACCAAGAAGCGGCUGCUCGCGCUCUACGGCGAGAAGGAGACGCAGGACACAGGCACGCGGGUGGGUAACGAAGGCAUCUUCGCCCCGCAUCGCUACAACCUCGCCCGCAUCGCCGAACUGCAGGCCGCCUACGACCACUACCGCGACCACCCGGUCGCCUUCUUUCCCAGGAAGCACGAACCAUGA
Messenger RNA from Acanthamoeba castellanii str. Neff, 2562 nucleotides. RefSeq lists its product as uncharacterized. The record is from RefSeq and is a predicted model, not a curated record. Lineage: Eukaryota; Discosea; Longamoebia; Acanthamoebidae. The transcript is spliced from 8 exons. The coding region runs from base 1 to 2562 and encodes 853 amino acids.